Molecule: messenger RNA, 252 nt
Organism: Danaus chrysippus (African queen)
Lineage: Eukaryota; Metazoa; Arthropoda; Insecta; Lepidoptera; Nymphalidae
Source: the annotation of a GenBank genome assembly
AUGAUGAUGGAUCAAACGCAUUUCGGUGAAUAUUUAUUAAGACAGCAGAUGCUACACGCGGCGUCUCUUGGUGGACUACAGCCUCGCGUGAGUCUGUCUGCUGAGCCUCCGUCGUGCGAGGGCCGCCUUCUCAACGGUGAUCUGUGGAGACGGUUCCAUGAUAUAGGAACAGAGAUGAUCAUCACUAAAGGUGGCAGGAAAUUAUACGUUGGUGGCGAUCCCAGCGCCUCUGACGUUUCCUGUGACGACUGA